This is a messenger RNA of Girardinichthys multiradiatus, 3333 nucleotides long. It is a transcript of the gene shkbp1, whose product is annotated as SH3KBP1 binding protein 1. The transcript has 17 exons. Gene Ontology annotation, biological process: protein homooligomerization. Gene Ontology annotation, molecular function: protein binding. Lineage: Eukaryota; Metazoa; Chordata; Actinopteri; Cyprinodontiformes; Goodeidae. The record is from RefSeq and is a predicted model, not a curated record. The coding region runs from base 131 to 2686 and encodes 851 amino acids.
CAGCUCGUUUCCGGGGUUUAGCUCCCACCUUCAUCGUGCGGCAGGAAGUGUUCGUUGAGUUAAUUCAUGUUCAGAAAAUGGAUUAAAUUCGAGUUUUCCUGGAGUUAUCAGAGUCACACGUCUCUAGAGGAUGUCUUCCACGGUGAGGAGUGGAGACAUUAUCCAUCUAAAUGUUGGCGGGAAGAGGUUCAGCACCUCUCGACAGACGCUCACCUGGGUUCCUGACUCCUUCUUCUCCAGCCUUCUGAGCGGCCGCAUCUCAACUCUGAAAGAUGAUGACGGAGCCAUCUUCAUCGAUAGGGACCCCUCUCUGUUCGCUCCCAUCCUCAACUUCCUGCGGAGCAAAGAGCUGUACCCUCGCUCCAUCAACGUGCACAUGCUCAUGCACGAGGCUGAGUUCUACGGGAUCACGCCGCUGGUGCGAAAGCUGCAGCUGUGUGAUGAGUUGGACCGAUCCUCCUGCGGAAACGUUCUGUUCAACGGCUACCUGCCUCCAGCAGUGUACCCUGCGAAGCGUCGGAACCGUCACAGUGUGGCUGGAUCACAGUUCAUGACGGGUCGGGCCGGGCCGGUGGAGAGGGCACCAGUCAGACGCAGCAACACGAUGCCUCCCAACCUGGGGAACUCUGGGCUUCUGGGUCGGGCCGAGGAGAGGACGUCUGCAGGUGGAUCCUCAGAUCCUGGCUUGGUUCGGAUCAUCUGCGGGCAUCAUAACUGGAUCGCCGUGGCUUACGCACAGUUUGUCGUCUGCUACAGGAUGAAGGAGUCCACCGGGUGGCAGCAGGUCUUCACCUCCCCUCGCCUCGACUGCAUGAUCGACAGAGUCGCUCUCAACGCCAAGGUGAUGGGCGGCUCGCUGGGAGACAACGACAAGAUGGUGGCCGUCGCCUCGGUGACAGAGAUUAUCCUCUGGUCCAUCUGUCCCGACGGCAACGGGAAAGAAAUCGGCGUGUUCAGCCUCAAUGUGCCGGCCGAGGCUCUCUUCUUUGUUGGUAACCAGCUGAUCGCCACCAGCCACACUGGGAAGGUUGGAGUUUGGAAUGCUGUCACCAAACACUGGCAGAACCAGGAUGUGGUUCCCAUCAGUAGCUAUGACACGGCCGGCUCGUUCCUCAUCCUGGGCUGCAAUAACGGAUCCAUCUACUACAUCGAUGUUCAGAAGUUUCCUCUGAGGAUGAAGGACAACGACCUGCUGGUGACGGAGCUCUACAGAGAUCCAACUGAAGACGCCAUCACUGCACUCAGCGUCUACCUGACACCCAAAACCAGUGACAGUGGGAACUGGAUCGAGAUCGCAUACGGGACCAGUUCUGGCACGGUCCGGGUCAUCGUUCAGCAUCCAGAGACGGUCGGCUCUGGGCCGCAGCUGUUCCAGACCUUCUCUGUCCACCGCAGCCCAGUCACCAAGAUCAUGCUGUCUGAGAAACACCUCAUAUCAGUUUGUGCGGAUAACAACCACGUGCGAACUUGGACGGUGACCCGCUUCAGAGGGAUGAUCUCCACACAGCCUGGAUCCACUCCGCUCACCUCCUUUAAGAUCCUGAGCCUGGACGACAUCGACGGACACGGCGGCUGCAGCGCCGGGACGGAGAUCGGUCCAUACGGGGAGCGAGACGACCAGCAGGUGUUCAUCCAAAGAGUCGUUCCAGAUACGGAUAAACUCUACGUCAGGCUGUCGUCCAACGGAAAGAGGGUGUGUGAGGUACGAUCGGUGGACGGGACCUCCAUCACCGCCUUCAUGGUCCACGAGUGCGAGGGCUCAAGUCGCAUCGGCUCGCGGCCGCGUCGCUACCUGUUCAGUGGCCACGGCAACGGCAGCAUCCAGAUGUGGGACCUGACCACGGCCAUGGAAAUCGCUGGGAAAGUGGACAUCAGAGCACUGGGCGGGCCGACGGAGGAGGAGCUACUGGAGCUGCUUGACCAGUGUGACCUGGCUCUGACCCGGACACCUGACAGUACACCCAGGGCCUCCACCUGCAGCCUCCACUCUCAGCUCAGCGACACUUUCCGGCCAGAACGUUUCCACUCAGCUGGAGGACGAGGACCAGCCGGAGUGUCGGGAUCCUCUGCCUCGCUGUGCAGCACCCUCCCUCGGCAGACUCUGCCCCCAGCAUCCCUGACCAGAACAACCAGAGAGGCCGCCCUCUCAGCUGGCUUUCAGGGUUUCUACGGUCCCGCCCGCAAUCAGAGCCCGAGCCCCCAUCCACCCCGACACCACCCAGACAGGGACAGAGAGGCGGUCCGCAGGGGCAGCUUCGUAGAGCGGUGCCAGGAGCUCGCUAAGAGCCCUGAAGCUGCGGCGAGCUCAGCUUUUGGGAUGCCGCCCUGGUCGGAGGGCGUGAGGCGCAGCGUGGCGGUCUGCAAUGAGCUGGAGGCCAGAUUCAACCUCAGGACCCCCACCAGCUUCACCGUUUCCCCUGGAGCCCGGCACCCACCUGGAACACCUUCAUCCAUGUCCUCUUCGCCGUUAUCCUCCUCUUCAUCGCACCGCAGGGCCACGUCCACCUCCCCGACAAGCCCCGCCUCCACAAUGCCGAGUCCAAACCGCUCUUUAACACCCGUAUCAUCUCGUCGUGGUGCCGCAGCGUCCCCCGCAGAAGCAUCGGUGUCACCAGAGAGUCCAGAUGGAACCGGUGGUGGGACUCCAUCCAGCCCCAAACUGCACAUGAACGAGACCAGCUUCUGAUUGGCUACUUGGACCCAACCCAGUUUCUGAUUGGCUGACCAGACCCAAACUAGUCUCUGAUUGGCUAGUCACACCUAAUGCUGCUUCUGAUUGGCUGACCAGACUCAGAACAGCCUACAAUUGGCCGACCAGAUUGAGAUGUUUCUUCAGCAGUUUCAGAUUUCUUUAAAAGCUUCUGAACGUUGAUGAGCUCCUAAUUUUCAUCAGACUCCCAGCAGGUGGCACUAUAGAGCAGAGAAUAAACACUACAGCAUCUCGGGGACAGUUGUUUUUCUAGCUUUUAUAUCAGACAGCGUUUCAGGAUCUUUUCUGGUCUGAUCUGAUUUCUACUGAAAGCUUCUACAGAACAUUUAUUUUCAUAAUUUCUAGCCAAAGUUUAAUUUAAAACCUACAUGGGGCAUCAUCAGAUUCUCUUCCACCAUCGGUUCCAGAAACAUUUCUGGGGAAUAAAACAUAAUACUGCGUUUUAAGCUUUGAAAUAUUUAUUAUUAAUUUUUUCUAAAAUGCUGAAUAUUAUGUUUAUUUGAAUGUUUGUUCUGUCUUCAGUUUAACAGAAGACCAACAGGUUUAUGUGAAGAAAGAACUUUCAGGUUCUAAGGUCUUUGUACAAGCUGUACUUCAGUACGACAUAAAUAUACUCUCCUCGA